AUGAAAACCGGUUGGGUCUUCGUUUGCAUGACACUUUUGGAGUUUGGAUUAACAUCAAAAUAUAGACCAUGUAAAGCGAGAUGCAGAUCUCUAGGUCUACGGAAAUGUUUCAAGAUAUGCAGAAUUGCAACAGGUGAUACCAUUGCUUUGCCUUGUUGGAAGAACUGCUCAGUCUCUAUAAAUGGUUCAAAUGCUGCAAAUGACCUUCGUGGAUGUAUCCAACAAUGUAGAGUUGGGAAAACUUGUGAAACUGCUUCUAACAAAACCGGCUUCAUCAAAAUACUCAAAGACAAAAUGCUUCGGGAAGGUCCAGUUUUCACAAAGGAUGGGCACUUUUACAUUGUUUUACCAUUGGCGGGUGAGAUCAGCAGAGUUGACUUGGAAAAAAAGCAGGCUAGCACGUUUGUUGCCCCAUCAGUAAAUGGGUUUGAUGGCAUACCAGCAGGAUUACAAUGUGACGCGGAGAACAAUAUUUGGGUUGCUGAUGCAAGACUUGGCUUACUGAAAGUGAUGCAAAAUGGCUCUUUUCAACAAGUAGCAACUAAAGACAAUCAAAAUGAAACCAUACAAGGAUGUAAUGACCUUAUAUUUGACUACCAUGGUAAUCUAUGGAUUACUGCACCAGUUGGCCCCAUUGCCCCAAAUAACUUAACAGAUUCAAGGAAGGAUCCAUUUGGAAGUGUGUACUGCUAUAAUAUGACAACUAGCGAGAUUAUUAAAGUUGCCACUGGAAUCCUAUUUCCCAAUGGUAUAGCUGUGCAACAUGAUAGCAAUGGGACUCCGAAGAAACUAAUUUUCGGGUCGUCAUACAAUAUAACUGCCCUCUUAUGGAGCUUUGAUAUAGUUGGCCCUUGUCAAAUUGAGAACAAGCAAGUUUGGGGAAACCUUCCCGCCAAAAGUAAUAUCGAUGGUAUUGAUUAUGAUGAAAAGGGGAACCUUAUAGUCACAGACUUUGGCUCUAGUAUGCUGUUCGUCUUCGACCCAAAUGGAGGCAGUGUGUUAGGCCACAGAUUCACCACCAUUGGUUCCCACAUUUCCCUCAAGCUCAAAGCAAGAGCCAGUUCUCAGGCUGGUACGUUGGUUAUCCGAUCAGCAGAUUGGUUUGAUGGGAUACCAGUAGGAUUACAAUGUGACCUUGAAAACAAUAUCUGGGUUACUGAUGCAAGACUUGGCUUAUUGAAAAUGAAGCAAGAUGGGUCUUUCAAACAAGUAGCAACUAAAGACAAUCAGAAUGAAACCAUGCAAGGAUGUAAUGACCUUAUAUUUGACUACCAUGGUAAUCUAUGGAUUACUGCACCAUAUGGCCCAAUUGCCCCACACAACUUUCAUAUUCAGAAAAGAGUGGAAUUUGCUCCGAGGGUUGAGGAUACAGCUCCGUCUAAUCUCAGUUUAAUGAUCGAUAUUCGUGAGUUGCUCCUUCUCCUCCGAGUUAUUGAUGAUCCGAAAUUUAUACAAGUUGCUGAACUUGACGCAUCCUCCGAGGUGAUUUGA
Molecule: messenger RNA, 1491 nt
Organism: Owenia fusiformis
Lineage: Eukaryota; Metazoa; Annelida; Polychaeta; Sabellida; Oweniidae
Source: the annotation of a GenBank genome assembly